Messenger RNA from Telopea speciosissima, 795 nucleotides. Its product is annotated as c-Myc-binding protein-like. Gene Ontology annotation, molecular function: transcription coactivator activity. Gene Ontology annotation, biological process: regulation of DNA-templated transcription. The coding region runs from base 247 to 609 and encodes 120 amino acids. The transcript has 6 exons. Gene Ontology annotation, cellular component: nucleus. The record is from RefSeq and is a predicted model, not a curated record. NCBI's taxonomy places the organism in Eukaryota, Viridiplantae, Streptophyta, Magnoliopsida, Proteales, Proteaceae.
UCAGAUUCUAUGUGGGGACCGUACGCUUGCAGCAAGAGAGAGAGAGAGAUCAGAUCAAACCGAAGUAGACGACUAGACCGGAGAAUCCCUGUCGGAGAUCCGGGAUCCUCUAGUCUCUGAUUGUCGUUGGUUUAUACUUCAUGGUUAAGAGCUUCUGUUUUUGAUACUCUUUCUCACAUUCAGCUUCAUCUUCCUCAAACCCUGACAAAAUCCCAUUUUGGGUGGGAUUUCGCAGAUGCAAUAGAGAUGGACAAGGAAGCCAAGAAGGAAGCUUUUAGGAAGUAUCUCGAGUCCAGUGGAGUGCUUGAUGCCCUCACCAAAGUACUUGUUGCAUUAUAUGAGCAGAACGACAAACCUUCCUCAGCAAUUGAGUUCAUUCAGCACAAAUUAGGCGGUCCAACUGUUCCUGAAUAUGAAAUACUACAAGCUGAAAUGUCAGAUCUGCAGACAAAGUAUAAUGAACUUUUGGCAACACACCAGAAAACCUGCCAGGAGCUUGAGGAACUCAGAAACUCACAACCCAUGGCAGCUUCUAAGGAGACAGUAGAUGGAGAGACCCCAAAGGGGGUGGAUUAUGAAGAAGCAUCCACCAGAGCUUCUGCACCGUAAUAUAACCAAUCAGCCAUUUGUUUUUGUAGAAAUUUGUCAUAUAACUGAGAAUACUGAUUUCUAAGUGGUAUGCAUCCUUUGUACCUGAGCUUUCUUAACAAGUCUUUGCCCUACCAGAUGUUGCAUCUUGAUUUAAUAGUAGUUCCUGUCCCUAGUUGAAUGCCUGUUCUUAUCAGGUAUUUCCUC